GGAGCCGGAGCCGGGCGGGCCGGUGUGCGGGCAGGUGAGCGGGCAGCCCGGCCCAGCCCCGGCUCCUGCCCGCGCCGCCGCGAUGCUCUGAGCCUUCCGGAGCACGGAGGAGAUGGAGCCUCUGGAGGCCAACAGCAGCUGCAGCAACGGGUCUCUGCUCACCCUUUCGUGCCUUUCCCACCGGGUUGUGUGCCAAGUGAUCGGCAAUGCUGACCCUGUCUGGGACAAUGGGACUUCAGAUAACUCCUGGGUAACUCGGCUAGAAACCAGUUAUGGAUUCUACAUUGGCCUGGGCUUGGCUGUCUUCUCCAGCUUUCUCAUCGGAAGUAGUGUCAUCCUCAAGAAGAAGGGGCUGCUGCGGCUGGUAGAGAAGGGAGGCACCAGGGCAGGAGAUGGAGGCCAUGGCUACCUAAAGGACUGGCUCUGGUGGGCUGGCUUGUUAACCAUGGGUGGAGGGGAAGCUGCCAACUUUGCUGCCUAUGCCUUUGCUCCUGCAACGAUUGUGACGCCUCUGGGGGCUCUGAGCGUUCUCAUAAGUGCCAUCCUAUCUUCAUAUUUGCUUGGAGAACGGCUCAACAUGCUGGGAAAGCUGGGCUGCAUGCUGAGCCUCGUGGGCAGCACUGUGAUGGUGAUACAUGCCCCAGAGGACGAGGAGGUCACCACUCUGGAGGAAAUGUCUUCUAAGCUGAAAGAACCAGGUUUCCUUGCUUAUGCUGCGAUCCUCUUGGCUGUCUGCUUCCUCCUGAUCUUCUACUUCGCACCCCGCUAUGGCCAGAGCAACAUCCUCAUCUACCUCACCAUCUGCUCUGUUAUUGGUGCCUUCUCCGUGUCCUCAGUCAAGGGCCUGGGAAUUGCCAUUAAGGGCUUCUUUGCUGGCCAGCCUGUGCUGCAGCACCCAUUGACGUGGAUCCUAGUCGUCACGCUGGUGGCAUCCAUCACUACACAAAUUAACUACCUCAAUAAGUCUCUAGAUAUUUUCAAUACAUCUUUGGUGUUUCCCAUCUACUACGUACUGUUCACCACCAUCGUCAUUACAACUUCCGUCAUCCUCUUUAAGGAGUGGGUCACCAUGACAGUUGUUGACAUCAUUGGGACAGUUUGUGGCUUCCUCACCAUCAUUCUGGGGGUGUUUUUACUCCAUGCUUUCAAAGACAUGGAUGUCAGUUUAGGGAAUCUACCACAGGUCCUCCAGAGUGAGCAGCAAGCACCAGUCACCCGAGAUGACAAGAACAUCCUGAUAGAGGUGGACAACUCCAGCAUCGCCCCAGAGGAUAAACCCAAAGUAUUCAUGAUCUACACCUAAUGUGUUAUAUGCAAGGGUCUGGAGGUUGGGUAAAUGGGUUGAUGUCAAUAUUCCGGAUGCUAGUGAGCAGUUUAGAAAAGGAAAAGCAGAAAAUGAAACCAACAGUGUCUUAUCCAAAACUUGGUAGAGUCAAACCAAGUCUUUCUCAGGGCUUUGGUAUUGGAUCUUUGUUAUGAUGUGGCAGCAAGGAGCGGGUUUAGUCCUUACUGGGUUUUAAUACAUGCAGCCACUGAAAAUGAAAAUCCUCUUGAAAUAUGAUCUCUGAGGCCCCUUCCCAUCUCUUAUUCUUGGCAGGGAAUUCUAACAAUUACUCUUGCACUCCUUCCCCAAGCGGUCAUUGAUGUGUUUAUUUCCAGGCCCUGACUGAAUCACUGAUUAGUGGUUUUUUGUCCUUUUUUCCCUCU
Pezoporus flaviventris is the source of this 1707-nucleotide messenger RNA. RefSeq names its product NIPA like domain containing 4 (gene NIPAL4). Bases 113 to 1303 code for a protein of 396 amino acids. Gene Ontology annotation, biological process: magnesium ion transport. The record is from RefSeq and is a predicted model, not a curated record. The transcript has 6 exons. Gene Ontology annotation, molecular function: magnesium ion transmembrane transporter activity. Lineage: Eukaryota; Metazoa; Chordata; Aves; Psittaciformes; Psittacidae. Gene Ontology annotation, cellular component: membrane.